AUGGAUGAGCACCCGACAAGUGCUCUGCAAUAUGGGCACCUGGGAAGAGCGAUCUAUUAUCCCGAGACACAGACAUGGGGUUUCGCUCGGAGAUUGUCUCCGCCUCCUCAUAUCUCCUACGCGGGCGUGACGAAGACCACCGUUCCAUCGCCGCUUACAGCUCCGCAAUCGUCGCUUGUCGAGAACAAAAACGCCUUAAGAAGAGCUUACCCUGAACUUGCCGCUGGCUGGCACCUACUCAGAAACGAAACUCUCUCCCAUGUGAUCGCAACGACGAGCGAACGCUGUGACCCUUUAGUGUCCUCCCUCCUCGACUUUGGAUAUGCUGUUGAUCUGGAGACCGAUGAGUGGCGCAGUCGUGUUGUUCCAAUCGCGGUGGUUGCGUCGGGGGAGUGCGGCAAUUCGGUCUCGUUUCGCAUGAUUGAAGAGGACAUCGUGGAGGUGAGGCAGGAAAAUACUGUCGGAAUGCGUGUACCAUCGGUUGGAAACUCGGAAUGGGUCGAAUGGUGUGCCGGUGGAGCUCCUGUUCGACAAAUCUGUUUCGCACAGCCGGUAGAGGAAAAGCCAACUUGGCUGGCGGUUCGCUUCCAUCGUUCCACGUCCAUAUUUCGGCCGAUGUACCACAGGUCCCCUGUUCCGGUACAUGUUUACCGACAGGGCGAACGUGUCUCACCAAACCGUCACUCUAACUCCCGGCUCAAUGCCAAUCCUUUGGUCGAAAUAUCGCACCUACAAACGGGGGGUUUUGCUCAUGCUGACGUGACCUUCAACCCGUGGUAUCAGAGGCAGUUUGCUCUCGUUGACGAGCGUGGUAACUGGAGUAUCUGGGAAAUCUCUGGGAGGCAAAGGCGUCAUAAGAGCAAUUUGUCUGCGGCCUGCGUCAAGUCCGGUUCACUACCAUGGCUCGAUCUUGGUGACGGUCAAGAUAUAGAAGGACAUCCUCGACAUGAUGGAUGGGCGGCGAUCGAAUGGGUUGGCGACUUCAAGACCCUUAUCGUUUCGGACCGACGUUGUCUCAUACUCUAUCGAACAGAGGACGACGAUACAUAUUCGUACCCAAUAGAACUUGACCUCGGUCGGAAGUCUGAGUGGAUCUUGGACGUGAAAAGGAGCCCCUGCAACGUGUCUCAUGUGUUUAUUUUGACAACCUCCCGGAUUUUCUGGCUAGACGUCAGUCCUGAAUCCCUACCAGCUGCAGACAAAGGCUCGAAUCCUUCCUUAUAUCCCCGCUUGUCGUGGCGUCACUUCAGGGACCCCGAGGAUACCACGUUGAAGCUAACGCCGCUGAUUGUGCACACCGACUUCUAUCUUGUGCUGUACUCACGACUCAACAAAAUUGUGCUGUCAUUCCACUGUUCCACCACUUCUGGGGAUAUUGAGUCAAUUCCGGAUCCUUUUAUCUUGGACAUACCUUCAAUAUCCGAUGAUGAUAUCGAGCCCCAAGCAGGUUCCGAUAGCGCGCAAUUCUCAUCUCUUGUGUUCAAAGAAAUCAGCCAUCUCCCAACAUUUGUGAGCAGGGAUUACUAUAAUCCUGACCAGAAGUUGGUGAAGCUUUUUGCCGUUGAUACGCAACUUCGUGUUCGCGAGUACAUAUUUUCAGGCCCUGCGUAUGGUGGCACUGAAGACGAGAGGGAUCUUGGGGAUCAUAUCCUUCGGCCGAAGAAACGGCAGACAGGCGUGCAUAAAGAACAGUAUGUGCGGCCCAAGGAUGAGUUUGUUGUUGAUGACUGGGAUGACUCUGUCGUCGGAGCCGGUGCGUUCGCUGUGGCCAACACUGGGAUGUCAAGUAUAACACCCUUGGCGAUCCCCCAGUGGACGAUGGACUUUACGCAAGUCUAUGCGGUUGCUACUGGUCGGAUGAUAGUUGCAUCUUCCGAGGGUCAAGAAGCGCCAGCUGUCGACAAAAGUCUGCGAGAAUCCAUCCAAGAGUUACGAGACAAAGUUUCCAGCUUAGACCUGAGUGAUCAACCAGUUGGUCGGACGAUGCUUGAAUACCUUGGAAGUAGCCCCGUUCUGGAUGACAUUGACCAGAACGCCCAAGAACUCUCGGAAUACCUCUCGGAGAUCAUGGCAGAUAGCCACCUGCAACAAUUUUUUGUCCAGUUGCCUGCGAGUUCUGGCGCUGCGCCUCUUAUUGGAACUCCCUCCACUACGGGGGUAAAUUUGAUUGAUCUCUACGACAGGCUGGCCAACGACUGGCUCGCUAGCCUGCCUCACUACAUACCUGGGCGGACCCGGAUCAUGAAGGAGAAGGUAAUCCGGACCAUUGCAGCCGAUAUCGUACUGUCGCAAGUUACCGUCUUGCGACCUACGACACGCAGAUUAGGCGAGCCGUCGGAAAAGACACCAGAAAUAAGCACCAAUGAAAGCAACAUUGACGAAGAUGACAUCCUGUAUGGAACACAGGACAGCCAGUUACCCUUGCCUCCGAGUACUCCAAGACACCGGACGGAUGUCCCCAAGAGCAGUGCGACGGUUCGAAACGACACCGGACGGGGUGACGAAGGCCUCUCCGACAUGCAGGACGAUACUGUCCCUCUGUUCUCCAGUCUAGCGUCUUUCACAAGCUUCAACACCGAUCGACCCUUAGCUCGCAACGUAGCGAACAUGCUACAGCAGUGGCAGCCAGGGACAGACCCCAGCAGAUACACAUGGCAAAGAAUAGGCCAACCGUCCGAAACAGACGAUGGCCUGGUUUCCCAGCCCACGACCCCGAAGCGCAGACUACGCAAAAAGACCUCUCAGACGACCAAUGUGGAUUCCUCGGCACCGCCUUUGGUGUCUUCCGCGACGCCCGUCGUCCGGGACUGGGGCAGCCAGCCGGAUCGGAACGAACGGUUCACGUCCCGGCCACCACCGAGCAGCCAGGUGUUUGACGAAGAUCUUCCCAUGACGCAAGUUGAGCGUGGGACCUUUGGCGGUCGCGAUGCCGCGCGGAAGAACGCGGCCAAGGCCAGGAAGAAGAGAAGAGCUGCUGGGUUUUGA
Molecule: messenger RNA, 2985 nt
Organism: Aspergillus terreus NIH2624
Lineage: Eukaryota; Fungi; Ascomycota; Eurotiomycetes; Eurotiales; Aspergillaceae
Exons: 3
Coding region: 1-2985 (994 amino acids)
Biological process (GO): nucleolar large rRNA transcription by RNA polymerase I
Cellular component (GO): RNA polymerase I core factor complex
Molecular function (GO): RNA polymerase I transcription regulatory region sequence-specific DNA binding; RNA polymerase I general transcription initiation factor binding
Source: RefSeq, a predicted model, not a curated record